Molecule: messenger RNA, 1809 nt
Organism: Chironomus riparius
Lineage: Eukaryota; Metazoa; Arthropoda; Insecta; Diptera; Chironomidae
Source: the annotation of a GenBank genome assembly
UUGUGCUAUAAAAGAAAUAAUAAAAUCCAAAGUUAUUCAAUUGGGAAAUCUUGUUAAAAGUUCUUUGAUUCAAGAUUAAAAAAUCACUAUUAUGUCGGCAUCAGGGAAAAGUCUUUUGGGACUUUGGCUUUAUCGAAGUGGAGAACAGGAAUGGGCGGUAAAGGAAGGCUCUCCAAUUCAUAAACCAAAGGAUUUAAUAGGAAAUAUAGAGGAAAAAGCCAAUGGCGAUAAUGGCAAUGUCACUGUCACAACAUCAUCAUCUGAAAAAACAUCAAUUAUCUUUACAUUAAAGCAUCAGGUUGGAGCAUUAGCUCGCGCUCUUCAAGUUUUCCAAGAACUCGGCAUCAAUGUCCUACACAUAGAACUCCAUUCAGAGAAGGAAACUGAAAUGGCAGACGUCCUUGUUGAUAUUGAAUGCGACGCAAAACACAUUGACCAUGUUGUGAGAAUGUUAAAGAGAGAAGUUCAAUCGGUCAACUAUGCAUCUCCUAUUGUCAGUGACGAGUAUCCACCACCCACACCACUUUCAAAGUGCAGUAGCUUCGACUUCACUGAUACAGUUCCUUGGUUUCCAAGAAAAAUCUCUGAUUUAGACCGAGCACAAAAUGUAUUGAUGUAUGGCUCUGAUCUCGAUGCUGACCAUCCAGGUUUUAAAGAUCCUGUUUAUCGUAAAAGACGAGAACAAUUUGCAGCUAUUGCUAAUUCAUACAAACAUGGAUCUGUUAUUCCCAAAAUUCAGUACACACCCGAGGAGAUAAAAACUUGGGGUGUAGUAUUUGUCGAACUACAUAAGCUAUAUUUAAAACAUGCUGUUGCUGAAUACAUGGAAAAUUGGCCUGAACUUGUAAAGUAUUGUGGAUAUCGGGAGGAUAACUUACCUCAACUACAAGACAUUAAUGUUUAUUUGAAACGUAAAACUGGCUUUAUGAUUCGUCCUGUUGCUGGAUAUUUGGCACCGCGUGACUUUUUAGCAGGUCUCGCAUUCCGUGUAUUUCAUUGUACACAGUACAUUCGCCAUUCUUCAGAUCCGUUUUACACUCCUGAGCCUGACUGCUGUCAUGAAUUGUUAGGGCACAUGCCUCUAUUCGCAAAUCCAUCAUUUGCACAAUUUUCUCAGGAAAUCGGUCUUGCAUCAUUAGGAGCUUCAGAAGAUGAUGUCAAGAAACUAGCGACGCUUUAUUUCUUUACUGUUGAGUUCGGCUUAGUUAAACAGCCAGAUGGGACUUUUAGAGUGUAUGGGGCAGGUUUGCUUUCAUCAAUUGCAGAACUUCAGCAUGCAGUUCAGGCGAAAGAUAAAAUAAAAAGAUUUGAUCCUGAUAGGACAUGUUUUGAGGAAUGCAUAGUUACAGCUUAUCAGAAUGCUUAUUUCUAUACUGAUAGCUUUGAAGAGGCUAAAGAGAAAUUGAGAGAAUUUGCAGGCAGCAUUCAAAGACCAUUUAUGGUCAGAUAUAAUCCAUAUACACAGUCCGUUGAAGUUUUAAGUAAUGCAAAAAAAAUUACAGCUGUUGUGAGUGAAUUAAGAGGAGAUUUAAGUAUUGUGUCGUCUGCAUUAAGGAAAAUUUCUGCGCUUGAUGAGAAUUUGGAUGUUGAUUCACUAUCAAAUAUGCUGUUACAAGGAAUUCACAUGAAUCACGACAAAUCUCCAGUAUCUGAGGGAUCAGAUGCAUCACAAAAAAGUCACUAAAAAGCUUAAAAAAAUCUACUGGCGGUCAUCAUAACUUUCCAUGAAUUUUUUCACUCAAUCAAAUUAAAAAUUUCAGUAUUGAAUACUCAAUUGUGUGUCCAAAAAUUCAAGCAUAUAUAGUGAAA